This is a messenger RNA of Mycena indigotica, 1017 nucleotides long. RefSeq lists its product as uncharacterized. The coding region runs from base 1 to 1017 and encodes 338 amino acids. The record is from RefSeq and is a predicted model, not a curated record. Lineage: Eukaryota; Fungi; Basidiomycota; Agaricomycetes; Agaricales; Mycenaceae. The transcript is spliced from 5 exons.
AUGCCGACAGCCCUGCACCAGCGCCCGCUCAAGUUCAACCUUACCAUCGACGACUUCGACUCGCUCGUCACGUAUCCCAACCAGUCGCACUGGGCGACGCCGGAUCCAUCUGCGGGCCCGAACGCCACGCUGGCCGGGUGGUUUGACGAGACGUACCACCGCACGAACAUUACUGGGGCAGUGUUCGAGUUCAAAUUCAAAGGGUCCGAGUUCUUCAUCUUUGGGGCGGCGGGCCCGAAAUAUGGCGCAUAUGAGGUGGAUAUCGAUGCAUCCAAACAUGUCCGGAGCGCCCACGCAUGGCGAAACAUCGAACAAUAUCUGCUGUUCCACCAACGGGGGCUUGAGUAUAAGGAGCAUCUGGUCAAGGUCACGAAUCUGGGACGAAGGCGCAAAUGGGAUGGGACAGAUCUGUUGCUCGAUUUUGUGAAGACAACGGUGGAUGUUGCACCACAGGGUGCGCUCCUGACAAACACGACGCUGGAAGAAACGGACUCGCGCCUGGUUUACACCGGAGAUUGGACCGAGAACGUGUACAACCCGCUGUUCUCGGGCGGAUACUCCCGCUAUACGAACGGCGAUGGCGCCUCCGUGUCCCUGACGUUCAACGCGACGGCGAUCUUCAUCUUCGGCGACAAGACGGACCGGCAUGGGCUCUAUAGCGUCUCCCUCGACGGCGGCCCGCCCACGCUGUACAACGGGGUGUCAGGUUGCGGCGGAGCAUUUGCGCAUGCCUGCGAAAAAGACAACACACUGGCGUAUUUCGCAGCAAAUCUGGACAACCGCGAGCACACCGUUACAGUAACCAACAUCCCGGGCGAGCUUGGCGCGUAUUUCGACUUGGAUGCAAUCGUCCUGACGUCCGAGUCCGCGGUCGUUAACGACUCGGCGCCCGUGCACGUGCGUUCCGUGGAGAUCCGGGAAUCGAGCGGCACGCAGGUCCAACUGGCUGCCAACGUCCUCUGCAUGUUUGUGCUCUGGCUCGCCCUGUUCGUCUUGCGCCCAUCGGUCCGCGCGUAG